AUGCAGCGGGCCUUGUUCAGCCGCAGCGCGCUGCUCGCCCAGCAGGCAGCAGCGGCCCUCGACAGUCCUCUGGCCGCCAGGAGCGCGCCGCUGCUGCAGCGCCUGGAGCGCUCCAUGUCCUCCGUCACCAUCCCGCCGCCAGCAUGCAUGCUGCGGCCGCUGGAAGCGCCUCUCCGUUACCUGUUUGGACCGGGACCCUCCAACGUUCCUCCACGUGUCUUAGCUGCAGGCGGCAGGCCGAUUAUUGGUCACCUGCACCCAGAAAUGUAUGAGAUUAUGAAUGACAUCAAGAAGGGGAUCCAGUACGCCUUUCAGACAGAGAACAACAUGACGAUAUCUAUGAGCGGCUCCGGGCACGCGGCUAUGGAGUGUGCGGUGUUCAACACGGUGGAGCCCGGAGAGAGCGUGCUCGUGGCCAUUAACGGCAUCUGGGGAGAGCGUGUUGCAGAAAUUGCAGAGAGAAUGGGUGCCAACGUUCACAGAAUGGUAAAAACACCUGGAGGAUAUUUCACCAAUAAGGAAAUUGAGCAGGCCAUGCAAAAACACAAGCCGGUCUUGUUCUUCCUCACACAUGGAGAGUCAUCUGCUGGUCUCUGUCACCCAAUAGACGGCAUUGGAGACAUCUGCAGAAAACAUGACUGCCUCUUCCUGGUCGACACAGUCGCUUCACUUGGAGCUGCACCAAUUUUUAUGGACAAGCAAAAUAUUGACAUCCUUUACACUGGUUCUCAGAAAGCACUGAAUGCACCUCCAGGCACAGCACCCAUCUCUUUUAAUGACAGAGCAUGCCACAAGAUGUUUAACAGGAAAACAAAACCAGUAUCCUACCUCUUCGAUAUGACACAUCUGUCCAACUACUGGGGUUGUGACGGUAAACCAGCCAGAGCAUAUCAUCACACUGGUCCAGUAUCUGGAUUCUUCGCCCUGAGAGAGAGUCUGGCAAUUCUUGCUGAGAGGGGGCUGGAGGAGUCCUGGAGGAAACACAAGGAGGUGGCAGCCUACCUGUACAGAGGGCUGGAGGAUCUGGGCAUCAAGCUCUUCAUCCCUGAAAGAGAUUUGAGGCUUCCCUCUGUCACUACCAUUGCCAUCCCCAAAGGUUAUGAUUGGAGGGAGAUGCUGGCCUACAUCAUGAAACACCACCAGAUGGAGAUGACGGGAGGACUGGGCCCUUCCAUCGGCAUGGUGAUGAGGAUCGGACUGAUGGGAUACAACUGUGAGAAGAGUAAUGCUGACAUGGCGCUGCACGCCUUGGCAGAUGCUCUCAAGAACUGCAGAAAGAGCAAGGCUUAAGAGCCCAUAUUCCCACACCACCGGCCCUGGGCUCAUUCAUUAGGGAAUAAAAAAGGAACAUUCAGUGUCACCGCAUGCAGGACAGUUGAAACAGUACAUACCUUUGAGGAUUCAUUUUGUAUCUUUGACUAGAGAGAUUUAAGAAAACUGGCCCUGUAUCUGCCUUGUAUAAGUAAAGAAUUAAAGAAGCAGAUGUAGCCAUAUAGCCCCGAAGAUGUCAAUAAAGUUUGCUUUAUUUUGUGAAA
This is a messenger RNA of Amphiprion ocellaris (clown anemonefish), 1535 nucleotides long. RefSeq names its product alanine--glyoxylate and serine--pyruvate aminotransferase b (gene agxtb). The transcript is spliced from 11 exons. The record is from RefSeq and is a predicted model, not a curated record. Gene Ontology annotation, cellular component: peroxisome. Lineage: Eukaryota; Metazoa; Chordata; Actinopteri; Pomacentridae. The coding region runs from base 1 to 1290 and encodes 429 amino acids. Gene Ontology annotation, molecular function: L-alanine:glyoxylate transaminase activity; L-serine:pyruvate transaminase activity.